GUCACACCACGGCCAUCGCGCAGUCAGCUACAGAGAAUCAGAAGCUAAACGACCUGCUACACAAAGGUCCUUCGUCUGCAACUGACCACGAGAGCUGAGCAAAGAAGAGCCUAUAUAUUUUUUUUUGCUGUUUUGUACAAUUGUCACAAAGUCAUAGGUAUAGUGAUUGGUCCCGUGAAUUUUGUGCGUGUUCAGCCAUGUCAGCAGAAUGCAACCAUCUGAUGGGAAACUACCUAUAACUAUCUACUGAAGUUAAACAAACAAUAACUAGCACAUUAAGCAAACACAAUCCAGGAUGUCGGACCAGCAGAAAGCCUCCCUCUGUCCCCGUCUGGUGGACUACAUGGCCAUAGUGGGUGCCCACACGACGCCUCCGAUGCCAAAGGGACUGCAGGGCCUCAAGGCCCCGCCAGUGCAGGUGCCCGACUUGCUGCGUCGCUAUCCCCCCUCGGAUCAUGCGGACUUCCCGCUGCCCCUGGACAUGGUGUACUUUUGCCAACCGGAGGGUUGCACCAGCGUUGGACCUCGACGCACUGGCUCCGCCAUUCGGGACAUGACCUCCUUUGUAUUCGCGCUGACCGACAAGGAUUCGGGCAAGACACGCUAUGGCAUAUGCGUGAACUUCUAUCGUCCCAUUGAGCGACCUAGUUCGGCGGCGGGAUCGGCAGGAGCUGGCAACGAUCGUCCGGGUAAUGGUGGACCUGGUGGCCAUGGGGGCGGCGCUGGAGGAGGAGCAGGAGGCGGAGGGCGUGGUGGAAGACGGUCGUCGGCCUUCAGGCGGGAGUCGUGGCGCAAGAGCAUGGAACGCAGCUCGGAUUCGGCAUUUAGCAGCGACUACAGAAGUAACGUAGCGCCUAGCGAUUCGGAUCGUGAACUGACCUCGCGUCGCGAUUCGGACCAGCAGCGCCUACACUCACACCACUCGCACCACCAGCCGCACCAUCCGUCGGCGAGCCCGGCUGUGCCCAAACUGGGCCUGAUGGCUCCCUCGGCGGACUCCGAGUCCGGCGGCAGUCAUUCCCCAUCGCCGCGGGCCUCGCGAAAGAGGACGAAACUGCGCAACCAGUCGCUCACCUCGCUGUGCAUCAUCUCGCACCAUCCGUUCUUCACCACCUUCCGCGAAUGCCUGUUCAUUCUGAAGAAGCUCAUCGAUGCUUGCAACGAAUCCUCUUCACCGAAGCGGGUUGGUGCCUCCCAAAAGAUCAACCGGGACAAUGUGUGGACGGUGCUGACGGGCCAUGUCAGCGAUGCCACGCCGUCGAUUGUACUGCACGAUGUGCGCGAAAUCGAAACCUGGAUCCUGCGACUACUCUCCACGCCGGUUCCUGUGCCAGGAUCGACCAGAGUUGAGGUUGAGGUGCUGUCGCCGACGGUGCAUGAACCCCUGCUGUUUGCAUUGCCUGACCACACUCGCUUCUCUCUGGUGGACUUCCCGCUCCAUCUGCCAUUGGAGCUGCUCGGCGUGGAGACGUGCCUGAAGGUAUGGACCCUGAUCAUGCAGGAGAACAAGGUGCUGUUCCAGUCGCGCGACUAUAACGCCCUCUCCAUGUCGGUAAUGGCCUUCGUCACUAUGCUGUAUCCGCUGGAGUAUAUGUUCCCGGUCAUCCCGCUGCUGCCCACCUGCCUAAGUUGUGCGGAGCAGCUACUGUUGGCACCAACGCCCUUUGUCAUCGGGGUGCCCGCCUCUUUCCUGGUCUACAAAAAAAACUUCCGUCUACCGGAUGACAUUUGGGUGGUCGACUUGGACUCCACCAAAUUGACGCCACCGACUGGUGGCUACGAAGAAAUACCACCGCUACCUGAGCCCGAGGGCACCAUUCUGAAGAACCACCUCAAGCAGGCUAUGCUAUUGAUGGAUGAAGCUGGACUUGGUGCACUUACCUCGAUGACGGCCACCAAUACGGCGGUCUCCUCACAACAGCUAUUACCAUCGGUGCGGGAUAGUCUUCAGGAACCACCGUUGCUAGGGGUUUCUCAAGUGAGACUUCCCCUCCAGACGCCUCCUCACUCGGCGCAGGCCAGUCAACGGAACUCGAUGUCCGCCCAAGGAACGAUUAGUUCCCGCCAACCGAGCCCGAUGAAUUCACCAGCCCUCAAUCCAUUCGUUUACGGAACGGAUGUGGAUUCCGUGGACGUGGCCACGCGGGUGGCGAUGGUGCGAUUUUUCAAUGCUCAAAAUACAUUGGCUAACUUUGCUGAGCACACGCGCACUUUGCGGCUAUAUCCACGUCCAGUGGUGGCAUUCCAAAUCAAUAGUUUCCUACGAUCCCGACCAAGAGCCUCGCAGUUCCUGAAUCAAUUUGCCAGGACUCAGGCCGUAGAGUUCCUGGCCGAAUGGUCACUAACGCCCACGAAUGUGGCGUUCCUUCGAGUGCAGACUGGCGUUAUGGAUCCCAUGCAGGUGGGCGAUAAGCCCAAGUGGUUCGCCCACGCUCUGACCCCCAUCCGAUUUUCGGUGUGGGACGAUGGCAGCUCACUGAAUGGAGCCCUGCGAUCGCUGAAACAACUCGAGUGCCAGCCGACGGACGAGAGUGGUUCGGAUUCAGAGGGAGCGGAUAGUAGUAGCUCAUCGUACAGCUCACUCAGUGAUUUUGUAUCGGAAAUGGCCUCCUCCGAUCUUUCGCCCAGCCUGCAUGAUGUCUUUGGGUCUUACAAUCGGCCACAUGUUGUUCCUCAGACUCUCUCCUCGAAUUUGGAUCCGGCCUUGGUCUAUCAUCCGCCCAGCAAGCUGCAGUAUCCCGAAGGCAUUGCCGAUGCGGUGGCCAGCAAAGAGGAGGAGGAUGAGGAGCGUGCCGAUAGCCCUGUGUCCUCAUCCUCCAGUCGCUCGGAUCUGAGUUCGCCCAGCUUCAAUCGCGAUUCGGAGUUUGAUUUCCAGCCGAAGGGCGGACAAACUCUGGGAUCGACUACAGUUGGCAGUGGAGCGGCUGCACCCAGUUUCGAGUUGGCCACUCCGUUGGCCAUGCGACUGGAGGCCACCAUUAAGAUGGCAAGCAUUGAACAGGAAUCUGACACGGUAUCCACGGCGACGGGCAAGACCAUAGCCGCCGGUUCGAAAUUACAAAGACAUCCCAGCGACUCCGAGUCGCGGCCUGAAAAGAAGAUUCCGCCACCACUAACGCCACCGGUGAAGCAGCCUGGAGUAAGCAAUAUCCUAGCCCGAACUGGAAGUUCCGGCUCCAGCUCCAGCAGUCCUGGACGUCAGAGUUCCCAGAGCUCUCUAUUCGAGAACUUUGCCUCCCAUGCCAAGGAACUGGUGCGCGAAACAACGCGCCAGAGCAGCCAGGAGGGUCUACUGGCCCAUGUGGAUAAGCAUGCGCUGGACGAAGAUCUUGACGACAAAAUGCGUCAUACCUUCGAAAAGUUUACGCUGCACGCAAAGAAGGCAGCUGGAGAGGCUUCCAAGCAGGCCCUGGAAGUGUCCAAACAGGCGGCUGGAGUGAGCAAGAAUACCCUCGAAGAUCUCACAUAUGUAGGCAAAUCGACGCUGGGCGAUCUUACCAAAACGGCCAAGGAGGCUGCCACCAAGAAAGGUAUUAUUAAGAUCGAGGAGCAUUCGGCGGGCGGAGCUGGACCACCGCCAAAGUCACCCGGAUCCCAGCUGGCGACACACAAGCAGGUGCAGCAAUCGGGCGGCCAGGGUGGUGGCAACAACUUCUUCUCCGCGAUUGGGACGGAUUUCAAUGGGCUAGCCUCAUCCACAUCCACCAUGUUCUCGGGCAUGUUUGGUAAAAAGAGCCAACAAAAGCAGGUUCCUGUACAGCAAAAGCAACCUAACGUAUCCGCUGGGAAGGCCAAGUCUGGCAUUAAUUUCGAUCCAUUUCCUGGACGCAAGGGACUCGUGGAGCGGACGCCGUUGAUCAAGCAUUCGGGUCCUAGGCAAACACAAGAGGAGCUGACCCGCCAGCAAAACCAGGAGCGUUCGCAUAGUAAUGCCGAAAAUCAGACCUUCCUCAAGGAUGUGACCAAUCAGGUGCUCGCUGGAGAGGGAGUCGGUUGGCUGAAGCUCAAUCGGUUUAAGAAGCUAAUGGAGGACGAGUCAUAUCGCACACUGGUGCUUAGCAAGCUCAAUAAGACGCUGGACAAGAAGAUUGCCCCAGAUGAUCAUAUUGACGAUGUGUGCGUGACGAAGCCCGUGUGGAAGGGUAUGCUGAAGUGCAUCCAGGCCAUAGCCGGCGGGUUGGACGUGACCUUUGCGAAUUUCGGCCUAGGCGGUAUGGCUUCUGUUUUCCAGCUGAUGGAGGUAGCCCACACGCAUUAUUGGAGCAAGGAGAUCAACGAGGGCAGCGACAUGUCCUCGAGCCUGCUCUCCAGUCACGCCGCCAGUCCCAUGGGCAGUAGAGAGAACCUGCGAUCACCUAGCUCACCAAAUGGCUCCCACUCGGCAUUGGGCAGUGAGUGGGCAUCGCCGCAGGAAUCACGAAAGAGUUCCACUCAAUUGGCACACGGUGGACCAGGUGGUUCGCAUUCGGGAGCACCGAUUAACCGACGAUUGUCGUCGGCGGAUAGCCAGGAUGGUCAGUCCACCACGGAGAUGUUCAAGGAUAUGCUGUCGCAGAAAAGAAGUGCCUUGAAGAACAUGCUCACCUCCUUCGAUUCAGAUGCUGCUGGCUCCACGGGUGCGCUUUCCGUUGUCAGUUUGGGCGUCCGCUUGCCCUCCAGCUGCCGAUCCACGGUUUCUGACACCGAGUACGAAAAUACAACCACGUCGAAGGAUUCGAAAAAGAGCUCUGGCAAUCUGUGGUCGGGCAAGUCAACGCUUAGUGCCGGAUUUCGUUAUACUGGAGGACACCUGAUCAACACGUCAUCUUCUCCGUCGCCGGACAGUCCGCGGGUUUACCUCUUCGAAGGGUUGCUGGGCAAGGAUCGCCUCAAUCUUUGGAACCAAAUGCAAUUCUGGGAGGAUGCCUUCCUCGACGCUGUCAGUCAGGAGCGUGAUAUGAUCGGCAUGGAUCAGGGUCCUAUUGAAAUGAUGGAGCGCUACAAAUCACUAAGUGAAUCGGAGCGCAAGCGUCUUGAACACGACGAGGAUCGUUUGCUAUCCACAAUGCUCUACAACCUGACGGCCAUCCUGGUGAUGCUGAAUGUCGCCAAGGACGAGAUCCGGCGCAAGAUUCGACGCCUCCUUGGAAAGAGUCAUAUUGGCUUGGUGUACUCCCAGGAGGUGCACAAUGUGGUCGAUCAGAUAAACAAUCUGAAUGGAAAUGACAUUGAUCUAAAGCCCUUGGGUUCACGAUUGCUGCACCGCCAGAGCUUCACCGUCCACCAGGGCACAGAUGUGAACGGACCACUACGAUUUAUGGAGGUGCGGGACGAUGGUCUGGUACUCCGAUCAGUGGAUGGCACCAUUGUGGAGCGCUGGUGGUACGAGCGGCUGGUCAACAUGACCUAUUCACCCAAGACCAAGCUGCUCUGCCUGUGGCGCCGCAAUGGCGGUCAGACGCAAUUGCACAAAUACUACACACGAAAGUGCAAGGAGCUGUACAAUUGCAUCAAGGAGGCCAUGGAACGGGGCGGCACGCCCACCAAUGUACCCGAGCUGGGCGGCGAGUUUCCCGUUCAGGACAUGAACACAGGCGAGGGCGGCCUGCUGCAGGUGUGCCUCGAGGGUGUCGGUUUGUUGUUCUCCAACAGCAAGGAUUUCGAGUUUUUCGUCCGAUUGGACCACAUCCGCAAGUGCUUCACCCAGAAGGGUGGCAUUUUUGUACUGGAGGAGUACAAUCCCAAGACGCGCAAUCUCAUUCAACGAAAGUACCAGUCAAGCAUGUCCGAUCAGAUUUGCUACUCGGUGCUGUGCGUAUUCUCCUACGUGGCCGCCGGUCAGGACCAGAAGAAGAAUCCGGUGGUCAUCACUCCGCAAAUCCAGGACAUUCAUGCCCAGCAGAAGCAAAAGCACCAGCAGCAACAGCAACAUCAGCAGCCGCAGCAGCAGCAGCAGCCACAUCAAACGACCACGCAGCAAAAUCAGCCCACAGCAGUAGCAUCUGCAGUGCCCACAACAACUGCUCCAGCCGGACAAGUCAAUCCCAACCGGAUGACGGCCAAAUCGCAAGCCGGCAGCAUCUCCAUACGGCACACGGUGCCCAUGCAGAAGCCCACCAUCACCAUGUCCACGGUGCAGCCGCAGGCCAGGAUGCCAGCCCAGGUUGCAACCGCAUCUGUUCCGGUCACUGUGCCAGUUCCCCCCACUCCCGCUCCACCCACAUCCAAUCCCGCCAAGCUGCCGCAAUUGCCGCCGCGCGUACCGUCGCAACCUUCGACGGAAAGCCUGGCCUCGAUCUCAUCACCGCCGCCAAAGCUACGGACACCCAUGUCCGCUCCACCCGGACCACCGCCGGCCAUACCGCCGCGCACGGGGGCCAUUUCACGUAGCGGAUCGGUACCGGCGGCCCGAUCCUUUGUCCGCCAGGCAUCGGCAAAUUCUACACCGCCACAGUAUACGCCACAGCCGCCGCCGCCCUUCGUGAUACCCAAGCGGCACAGUGGACUGGCCAGGGCAUCCACCUUGUCAUCAUCCACAUCGCCAUCGAUGUCAUCAUCAUCCGCCUCCAAUCAUCCCGGGCAUUCGCAGUCGCAGCAGCGCGCCAGUCACGGCAGCGUCGCCGCUGUGCUGCAAUCAAUGCCGGAGGCUGAGCCCGGUUACGGAUCCGGCUCCGGUUCAAUAUCCGGCUCCAGUUCCGGCUCCGGUUCGGCAUCGGGCUCCAUUGCCAGCGCUUCACCGCAGGCCCAUCGCAAGCACUGACGAAGGAGUUCGUUCUUUAAGUUUGGAGGCGGCGGAGGCGGAGGUGGUGGCGGCGGACCAGGGGGCGGGGCCAAUCCAGGGGCAGGAGGCGGUGGCGGCGGACAGAUGGGCGAGGAGCCACACCCACAUGCCCAUCGACGUGACGUCUGCCGCACCAUCUGUAUCCCCUGGCUGUGAUCCCGGCAGUCGACCGACUAAGACGGUUCAUCAUUCCAAGCGGGGCUUUCCUAAUCCAUGUUACACUCCACAAAAUCAGCCAGAAAUACAGCUAGCUCCUUCGAACACAACAUAUUUCAUAAAAUAUCAAUUGUUUUCAAAAUUGUUAAAACAUUUGUAAGUCCUUUAACAUGAAAUCCGUUAAAUAAUUAUGUAUAUCUUUAUGGAGGGAAAAAGUAUAAGCGGUCAAAGUAGGGAACAUUUAUAAAAAAAAGGAAAAUUAAGUAAUGAAGCUUAAGAGACGUUUAAAAAUAAAUAAUAACAUUAAAGAAGAUUUUGUCAAAAACAAUGCUUCUAAUCAUUCCUGUUCAUAAUUUCAAAAAACUUUCACAUGUGCAAUAUUUUAGUAAGUCAAGCUUUAAUUGAAAUAAAAGUUCUUCUUAGAGAAGUAGACAUAUGCUUAAAGACAAAACAAUCAACUCUAUGAAUAUAUAUAUUUAAACAUAGUGGUGAACAAAUUAUGUUACAAAAUUGCAAAGUUUUGCUGUCUGUAAAUACACGAAGUAUCAAUAUGGAUCUUAAACUUAAGCGUGCGCAUAAACGUGGUAUUGUCCUUGGUCUCUAGAGCCAAAGUUACAGUAUUCUCCAAUCUUCCUCUUCCGCACGGAUCGCGAAAGCCCCGCGAUCCAUCAGUUAUGCUAUAUACAUAUAUAUAUAUAUAUAUAUGUACCGUAAUCGAUUAUACUUUAGCCAAAUCAUAUCAUUAGCCGCCUCUCACUAAUCCCAUAGACAAAUUGUUUCCUGCUAAGCUUUAAGGCAGAAAGCGCCAAACAAAAACAAAAACUCGCUUACGACUACCUAAAACAUAGAUAAUGACAAAUAUAUAUAUACAUACAUACAUACAUAUAUAUACACUCAGAUCGGGACUUGACUUCACUGUGGGGCCCUUUGAGAGGGCACAACAAACGAAACACAAACGGAAAUUGAAGGCAAUCUAGUUAGGGAUAUAGUAUACUAUACCAACUAAAUUCAAACUAACAAACAAAAUAUUAAAAUAUUAUGUGAAUAUCUACCAGACAACUACGAUCAUACAUAAAGUAAAUAUAUAUAUAUAUAAAUAUAUAUUUAUGGUAAAGGAAUUUAACUAGUUCGUACAGAAAAUAUUAAGAGAUUGUAUGACAGCAAGAAGUGGUCCUAAGUUCAGAUCUAUUGGGAUCGGUAGUUUAAGGAAUUGUCAGGGAACACGAGCACGGACGACGGAGAGUUUUGGAUUAACGGGGACUCUGGAGAGCAAUAAGUAUGUGUAUGUGUAUGUAGUUUGUAAAAGGAGAUCGGCGUACAUCCAAAAUACACACAUACACACACAUAUAUAUAUAUAUAUAUCUGAAAAUAUAUAUAAAAAAUAUAACUAUUUUUUUGUUAGCUGGCUCUGGAUGUUAACCACAAAUAAAGCCCAGCACCCAUAUAUAUAUAUAUAUACAUACCUCUUUAGCCGUGUAUAUAUGUAUAUGAUCGAUUGUAUUUUUCAAAGUUCAAAGCGAGAAAUAAAAAAAAAUAAAAACAA
This is a messenger RNA of Drosophila melanogaster (fruit fly), 8459 nucleotides long. RefSeq names its product Rab3 GDP-GTP exchange factor (gene Rab3-GEF). The record is from RefSeq and is marked reviewed. Gene Ontology annotation, cellular component: cytoplasm; plasma membrane. Bases 296 to 6739 code for a protein of 2147 amino acids. The transcript has 23 exons. Lineage: Eukaryota; Metazoa; Arthropoda; Insecta; Diptera; Drosophilidae.